Messenger RNA from Paralichthys olivaceus (Japanese flounder), 2338 nucleotides. RefSeq names its product solute carrier family 39 member 1 (gene slc39a1). The record is from RefSeq and is a predicted model, not a curated record. Gene Ontology annotation, cellular component: plasma membrane. Lineage: Eukaryota; Metazoa; Chordata; Actinopteri; Pleuronectiformes; Paralichthyidae. Gene Ontology annotation, molecular function: zinc ion transmembrane transporter activity. Gene Ontology annotation, biological process: zinc ion transmembrane transport.
UCCUCGGCCACCGUACUGAACCACUUCCCAAACAACAACAUGACGGAGGCUGCUUCUUCUGCUGUCUGUGCAUCUCUCAGUGUCUGCGAGCAGGAGCCGGUUCGUGCUUCACAGCUUCUCCGAUGAUAGUGAGACGAACUUGAGCCGACAGUGAGACGGGCAGAUAAAACAUGGAGUAUCUGCUGCAGGUGAAAAUAGGCGCUCUGGUGGGUUUGCUGCUCCUGACGCUGUUUUUUGGAUCCAUCCCCGCCCGCGUCAAAUGGUUCAGACGCACAAAUGGAACAGAAACCCAUCGCACAGUUCUGAGUCUGAUCAGCUGUUUUGCCGGUGGGGUUUUCCUGGCAGCAUGUCUGCUCGACAUCAUUCCAGAUUAUCUGUCAGACAUCAACACAGAGCUGGACAAUCGGAAUGUGAAGACCAGCUUCCCUCUUCCGGAGUUCAUCAUGGCCUCCGGCUUCUUCAUGGUCCUCAUACUAGAGAAGAUGGUCCUGAACUGCCAGGACAUAGGAGGGGCCCAGGAGGAGAGGGCCCCCCUUAUAUCGGACAACAGAAACGGGCACGGGCACGGACACGGAGCGAGCACUGAUCUGGAGAGCAGCGGCCACCACGUCCAUGUUGACUUUCAGGCUCAUUCUCCGUUUCGUUCCUUCAUGCUCUUCCUCUCGCUUUCACUCCACUCAGUGUUUGAGGGUCUCGCCAUCGGCCUCCAGAACACAGACUCAAAGGUGUUAGAGAUCUGCAUCGCUAUACUGGUCCACAAGAGCAUCAUCGUGUUCAGCCUGUCUGUGAAGCUGGUCCAGAGCGCAGUUCGGCCACUGUGGGUGGCUGCUUACAUCGGAGUGUUCGCCAUGAUGUCGCCUUUAGGCAUCGCCAUCGGCAUCAGUGUGAUGGAGGCCCAACUAGCAGCCGGAGUGUUGAUCCAGGCCGUCCUGGAGGGGCUCUCUGCGGGGACGUUUAUUUACAUCACCUUCAUGGAGAUCCUCCCACAUGAGCUAAACUCCCCCGGGAAGCAGCUUCUCAAGGUGUUCUUCAUCCUGCUGGGCUUCAGCGUCAUGGCAGGGCUGACGUUUAUAGGAUGAGAUCUGUGGCCUCUGGACUCUCUGGUACGACUCCUGCAGCUCCCGCAAGCUUGUUUGUAGGUUUACUUACACACAGUUAAAAUACGUUUUUAUUGUGCAAUGGAACGGUUGUUGAUGUUUUAGUGAUUUCAAAAUACCACAGAUUUGUGUACAUACAAACAUUUUUUAAAAGGAUUUUAUGUUUAGAGGAUCCAGCUGCUUGCAAAAGGUUUGGUACACAGAGGAAAGAAGUGGUGCAUCCUGAGUGCCCUUAUUUUUCACUGGUCGUGUUUGGAUACAAACCCACUGUCACAGACCUUUGUUACUAUGGAAGGAACCACUGGAAACACAAGGUCCUGUUGUAUGAAUGAUAUGUUUGUAUGUCACAUGAUUUUUAAUGUUUACAUUUCAUUGAAGCACGUCUGACAGCAUCUUGUUCCCAAAAAGAGUUUGUGCCUUCACUUUGUGUGGAUGUAGUUUCCAGUCUUUGGCUGCUUUUAAACAUUUGACAUUUCUUACAUUUUUCCAGUUAACUGACUCUGAUGCUUCUUUUUUUUUUUUUUUUUUUUUUGCAUUUUUCCAGUAAAUAAUUGCUCAUUUCCAGUAAUGAGCUCAGAUAAUUCCAUCCUCUAUUGAAACAAGCUGAUAACUGUUAUUUACAUUGUACUGACCCUCGUCCCAGUUUAGUCCACACUGUCCUUCCACUUUAUCCACUGUUUUACAUUUGGAAUGUGGACUGAAACAGAAGCUUUAAAUUCUUUAAAAUCGACAGUAUUGAAAGAUAAAGAUUUCAUUCUGCAGACUGAUACAUGUGCACGCACCUUUACAGCACAGUACAUACAUGUGCCUUCCUGUCCGAGGCUCGGGACUAUAUUUUUUGCGAGCCACACAAUUUCUAAAAUUACCAUAAUGAUUAUACACAGGUGCACUGAAUUUACAAAAACUGGAUUAUGAAUAUGAAUGUUUAUUUGUGACUGAAAUUUUAAAGCGUCUCUGUUUAAUCUCAAAUCCUGUUUUAGUUUGUCAUGUGUUUUCUGAGCAGAACAAAUAUCAGGAAGUUGGAUCGUGUGGGUUUACACUCAGCAGCUUUAUUCAGACCAAUUCAAACUUGACACCUCUCGGACUGAUGAAACGAUCAGGUUUUACUUCUGCUUCCAAACUGAUACCGUCAUGUGUAGAAAUCCACCGCACGCUAUUUUGUGCCUUAUAAUUAUUCAUGAGAGAGAAGACUUUGUUGUCUGUUGUGUAAACUUGAUGAGAGUAAAGAUAAAAGAACAAUU